Molecule: messenger RNA, 1466 nt
Organism: Gallus gallus (chicken)
Lineage: Eukaryota; Metazoa; Chordata; Aves; Galliformes; Phasianidae
Gene: C20orf195
Product: C20orf195 homolog
Exons: 2
Coding region: 406-1368 (320 amino acids)
Molecular function (GO): protein binding
Source: RefSeq, a predicted model, not a curated record
CGUGCUGGGCUGCCAAGAAGCGUCACUGUUUUGGUUUUAGGGUAUUUUUCUGGAGGGAAAAAGUGAAAAGGAAAUACGGUUUGUUUUUUUAAGUUGACAGCUUUCUUGGGAAAAAAAAAAGAUUUAGUGUGAAUGAGUGAAAUAGUGUAAAUUGCAGGGAGGCCAGACUUCUGGCAGGUUUACUAGCUCCCGAAACUCUAAGAAGGAAGUAUUAUUACUUCCAUUAUCUAUUUAGGGAAAGCCAGGCCAAGAGAAACUUCUUUGUCAACUGGAUAACACCACCUAGCUUCAAGACACAAAAACAUCACAGUUAGGUACUAUGACCAGAAAGCUGCACAGAACGAGUAAAGAGGCCUGGCAGAUUACAAAAGAGAGAGGAAUAGAUGUGUUCAGAGAUUUAGAAGAAUGGAGAGAAACUGUGUAUGGGACCACAAAGCAAGUUUUGGAAUCAUGAAUGUGAAUUUGAAUGAAUUUGAAACCAAUUCAGAGAAUACUGUACGCGGCACAGAGGAACAAGACAAUGCCAUCUGGAGGAGGUACAAUGAGAGAAGCAGCCUCGUACGGCAGUACCUGCAAUCCGACCUGAGCCUCCACCUCCUUGAGACGCAUCAGAAGAGAGUAGAGCUUCUGAAGAAGUGUUGCUAUUACAUUGAGGUUCUGCCCACGUUUUUGAUCCUGAGAGACCAGAAUCUCUUGGCGCUUCCUACCAGCAUCUUCCAAGUAAUUGACCCCUGGAAAUUCCUGAGGGUGAAGAAACUGGGAAGAUCCCAGACUGAAAUCCACCUGCAGCUUUUAACCCACCUGUUAGAAGAGCUGCAACAAGGUCGGGAGGAGCUGGUCUGCUAUGUAGAGACGUGUGACAUGGUAACUUUCCUCUCCAAGUGGGACUUAAUUGAGCAGAGAAUGUCAGACCUCUCCAAGACAAUGAACGAUUUCCUUUCCAUUCAAGUGUCAAGAAGACUCUACACCAAGCACCGUUUGGUGUCAUGUGCAGAUAUUAGAGGUAGCAAAAUACCAGACAUUAGGCUUUUUCUCUGUGCAAAGAUGCCAGUUAUGUUUGAUCGAAACGAAUCAUUUGCACACAAGAACUGGGCCCAUCUCAAAUGGUCUACCGAAAAUCAAGAGUCACCCCAUGAGCAAUAUGAACUACAUUUUAAGUUACUGAAGCGUGGAACUCAGGCAGAAUUUGGACACUGUGGGCUUGUGACACGCACCACCAACACCUGUGUAGUCCAGGGCCUGCUGCCUGACCGAUCCUACGAGUUCAUGAUCAGAAGAGCAGAAAUAUACACGCUUGUCUAUGAACUGUGGCAUGACACCAUCACACUGACGACAAAAGCUAACACAGCUGAAGACAGAAGCACCUGAGAACCAAAGGAUGAGGUGGCUGACAAGAAUGUUUUCUCCUAUUUUCCAUUUGAAAAAAAGUGAACGAGAAGAAGAAUACAGAAAAAACAAAUAUUUAA